Molecule: messenger RNA, 1375 nt
Organism: Clupea harengus (Atlantic herring)
Lineage: Eukaryota; Metazoa; Chordata; Actinopteri; Clupeiformes; Clupeidae
Source: RefSeq, a predicted model, not a curated record
ACAUGUUUCCCUCUAUAAAUUCUCCACCGCAACUAGGAGCAGGAAUUCUGGUAGUUCUUUUAUGUUUUGGGACUGAGGUGAUUGGAGUCAUGGCUGUUGCCUUGAUAUUGAGGGCUUUUCUUCUGUCUGCCAUGCUGUGUCGUGUCUAUAGCUUUCCAGCUAAAGGAUAUUAUGGCCAUCAACCCCUGCCGCAGCUUGGUCAAAUGGAGACUGGUUGGCCAUCUUCAAGCUCCACUGAUGUUCAGCAGUCAGGUCCACCUCCACCUCAGACCCCUGGGCUGUAUACACAGUCCGGCCAAGGUGUGUCUCCGAUGACCUUCUCUGCUGAAGUCAAGGGCUCCAUGCCUCAAACUAGUUCUGGAUAUGAAAAGUUUGAGGCUGCCCCCGUAGCUUUUGGUUCUAAUGAACCACUUGAAGGCCGGUUUUAUUCCCCUGCAUCUGUUAAAGGAGUUCCUCAAGCAAGUCCAAUGGAGCCGUUGCCUGUUCCUGUUGACGCUUAUCUGUAUACAUCAUCGGUGUCUGAGCCUGAAUCUCAGAUGCUGUUUGACCCUCAACCGCCCAAUCCUGAGAUUCUAGUUAUAGCCAGUCCAAUGGAGCCUUUGCCUGUUCCUGUUGACGCUUAUCCGUAUACAUCGUGGGUGUCUGAGCCUGAAUCUCAGAUGCUGUUUGUCCCUCAACAGCCCAAUCCUGAGAUUCUAGUUAUAGCAAGUCCACCACCUCCACCUGAGGCUGCCCUUCCUGUGUUUGAUCCACAUUUCAACUACUGGUGGCAGCCCUCCUACAAAGCUGGGACACUCAUUCAGAGGGGUGCUACUUAUGAACAUGGCAAUGAAGAAUCUGAGUCCCAUGAUUCUGGAUACCUGCAGCCUCCCCCGCCACUCCGAGCCUUCUCUGAGAACCGUGUCCCAGAUUCUAAUGAACCACUUGAAAGCCAGUUUUAUUCCCCUGCACCUGUUCAAGGAGUAAACGGUGUCCCAGAGCCCAGUAGUUAUGUCAGUCCACCCCAGGAGUUAUAUGAUGACCGGUUCUUUGACAUGUUCAUCACUGGCCAACUUCCACCUGGUACAGUAACUCACUUCAGUUCCACCGACGACCAUGGCAGCAAUGCUUGGACCGACAUUAGCUUUGAGAGGAUUCCUCCACCCCCUUACAGGAAGGCUCCAGGUGGCUUGAGCAAAGUGCGCUAUGUUUCAAAGAUCAACACUAAGGUUCCUCAAGGUUUUUCACCGCCCCCUCGGACACCCUGGAAGUUUACUGCUGAAGCACCCUUAAAGCGAGCCUGGUGGUGACGACCAGAAGUACCAGGGGCCACCUCAUGGAUCUCCAGACUUUGCUAAUUGAAUUCAAUUAAAAAGAUAUUAAAUUCCAAGUUCAA